Molecule: messenger RNA, 2561 nt
Organism: Schistosoma mattheei
Lineage: Eukaryota; Metazoa; Platyhelminthes; Trematoda; Strigeidida; Schistosomatidae
Source: the annotation of a GenBank genome assembly
CAAUUUUAAAGCGCUAAAAAUCAAAUAAGAAGGUCAUCAGCUAUAAGCGUAUUUAGCUAUGAGAAAUGAUUUUUUGGAUAAUACCAAUUUUGUGGGUGACUGCGUAUAUGUAUUUUUAUAUCAAAGCCAAGUGUGAUGAUCCAGCAAUGACUAGGGUUAUGAUUGUCUUAGGAUCUGGUGGACACACUGCUGAAAUGCUCUCAUAUACUUCUGUAUUGACUUGUAAAUUUCAACCACGUUUGUAUGUUAUCGCGACGACUGAUUCUAUGAGUGAACAAAAGGUUUUGGAUUUAGGGGACAAGUGUGAUAUUAAAUUCAGCAUAAAGCGCAUACCAAGGGCUCGAGAAGUAAAACAGUCAUACACUAGCAGCAUCUUCAGUACCUUGAUGUCUUGUCUAUCUGCGUUCCCCAUCGUCACCAUUUUUAGGGCGAAAUUGGUGAGUUACAGAAACCUUUAUUAAGAUAUACACAUAAUGGUCGAUGUAAACUCAUAUUGUAAUUGAGUGCUAGGGCUAGAUCCUUAACACUGGAGUAACGUAUUCAUUGGCAUAACUAUUUGUUGCCGGAAAGGAUCGGAACUUUUCAAGUUCCUAGGUCAUUGAUUUGCCAUGAGUAGCUGUAAUGCUUACCACGUUUAGCGUAAACCCGUGUGCUUUUUCUGAAACGCACCUUUAAUCAUUGCCUAAAGUUUAGUAUUGUACUUAAUGCCACAUUUAUUUAUUCAUACCUCGCAAAUUCACGACUUUUUGUGGAAUACCUAUAUUAUAAACACCAUUUAUUAGUUGCUUCACCUUAAAUAUAAUGGUGCUCAAGAAAUGGUUUGACCUUGUUCCCAAAUCAAGACACGGAAGUUCUGGAAAGACAAGUAUAAACACCCGAUAAAGUUAUUGAUUUUCUAUGAAGGAUAAAUUUUUGUAUGUACUUUUAGUUGAUACCUAAUUGUACUUUAUUCUAGAGUGUUUGUAUAGGAUUAAAAAGUUUUUCGUGCUGUAAGUGACUAAGACUACUGUAUUAUAGUCCAGGGGAAUUCGUGAACUCUUUUCAAGUUUAGGGUUGAUAUAAAUUGUUUAGAAGCUCGAAGUAUGUAGACUGUCGCAUCUCUUCUACUUCUAACAGUUUUAUUCUCCUUCAUAAAAUUUCAGUAACCAGAUGUAAAUGUUUAUCAUCCUAAUUUUAUUGACGGAAUUCUCCAGUAAUAAUAUUCCAGCCAACACUAUGUGGAGUCUUUUUUACUAGCUCAAUAUUGUCCUCAGCUCAAAUAAAGAAACUCCGCUAUAUGUGUAGUAGGUUAAAAAAUGUGACUACUAAAUGUUUCUUUGAUAACGUUCGACACUUGGUUUUCUACAUUUUAUUCGUUCAGUAGAAAGACAAUUGUAUCCAGCUAAUUAAAAAGACAAGAAUGAACAAUGCAAUCGGAGUUUUGAGUGUGCUUAACAGAUCUCAGUCACCUUGCUCUGUUGUCUCACCAUAAUCAAGCAACGACUUAAAGAUAGAUGUGAUCGAUUGCUGACAACCUGUAUAUCAGAUUUAGAGGGAGGCCAUAUUACUAUGGACAAUCUUGCAUGCCUUCAUCAAUGAGUAAUAAGUAAUCCAUUUUCCGAUUUUACAAACUGUUGAUAUCAGUUAAUAAGUACAGUCAGAUAUAACUCACUGUCAUAAAAUUUUGUUAUUAGUUCUUUCGUACUGUUCUGCCUUUUGUUUACUGAUCCUGGUGUGCGAAGACCUCUAGGAACAAAUUUUUUAGCCAACUCUGUCAAGUAGAUCACAAAAGUGAAUUGGGCCGCUAAUUUAAGCUAACUGCUAUGAUUAAAUAGGUACUAGUUGAUUGAAUAAAAGUCAUCAUUUGUAAUCUGGACCAAAUUUAACUUCCACACGAUUAUGACUUACAAACUGUAGUUGCUCAGUGCGAUCACUUAUCCUUAUUAUGACAAUACAUGGAUAGUUACUGCAUAGAUCAACAAAAAAGUAUGUGACUAAAUUGUACUUUUUCUACGAGACGCUUCAGUUCCUGAUGAUAUUUUUAUUUAUCUAUUCAUUUUGAGAUUUAAAAACUGUUAUAAUCCUUGUAAACUUAAUAUAUUUAAGCACAUAUAUCCUCUUCAAACUGGUACUUCCCGUUGUAUAUGCUUUUAUUGUUCAUAAGACUGUUAUCAACCAAUUUAUAUACUCAAUCCUUAAUACAAUCUGCAUUUCACGUAGAUUUUAUGUAAUGGUCCUGGGACAUGUAUCCCCAUAUGCUUCGUGGCUAUUUUACUCCACAUACUGAGAAUUCAUUCAACUCUUAUAAUUUUUGUUGAAAGUAUUUGUCGUACCAAAACUUUAUCAUUAUCUGGGAAAAUUUUAUACUAUACUCGUUUAGUAGAUGUAAUUGUUCAGUGGCCAGAAUUGAAGACAAAAUAUCCAAGAUCAAUUUACUUAGGACUUUUAUCGUAAACUACUGCAUCCGAUCAUCCUUUAUAUAUUACUUACAUCCAAAGGACUUUUCUUUUUAUAUUUAUAAUAUGUGUUUUUUGUUCUAUGCGAUCAUCGUUUGAGAUUCGAAAUACAUUUUACAUUUGGUU